GGGUGGGGGGGAGUGGUGGGUUUGAACAAGGUUCCGGGAUUCAGGACAAGACAGUCGACUGACGUUUAGGUUUUGGUGAAAUCGCCUCCCCCAGGAGAGGAGGAGCAGUCAAACAGCCAGUGUAUAAAAGUGGAGCUGAAGCGACACUUGAAAGGUACAUUUGCGCAGGGAAGGGGGUGUAAGGUAGAGUUGGUAAGGCUGAAUCUGUCCAAGAUGGGAAAAAUGGGAAGAUUUAGUAUCCUCAUCAUCAUUGGUGUGGUUUUGCAGUCUGACCACUGCUUAAUGACCGAACAAGUAGCAGAACUGGGGUCGGACCUGGGAUUGAGUGUAUUCAAAUACAUUGCUAACUCCAGCGAAAUCAAAAACAUUAUCAUCUCCCCACAUGGGAUUGCAACCGUACUUGGGAUGCUCCAACUAGGAGCAAGUAGGAAAACAAAGAGUCAGUUGAUUAAAGCUCUGAAGUACAACUCAAAUGGUGUUCACCAAAGCUUGAAAAUUAUGCGGGAGUCUCUAACUGAGAAGAAGAACAGAGAUACAGUUACUAUUGCCAAUGGUCUCUUUCCACACAAAAAGUUUAGCUUGGAACGACCAUUUGUUACCAAGAAUAAAAACAUAUUCCAAGCUGAAGUGACGAGUGUAGAUUAUGGCUCCUCUGAUCAAGCUGCUUCCUUAAUCAACAAGUGGGCUAUGAAACAAACUGGAGGUAUGAUUGAAAAUCUGGUUUCCUCUGAUGAUCUCAGUGAAUUGACCGCGCUUGUAGUGGUCAAUGCCAUAUUUUUCAAAGGUUUAUGGAAAACCAAAUUUGUACCAGAAAAUACCCACGAUGAGGAUUUCUACACAGCGGAUGGGAAUGUUUAUCAAGUGCCCAUGAUGGCUCAAAGAUCACAUUUCAAGUUUGGUUUAUCUGUAACACCAAAUGAUGUGAGAUAUUAUGUCCUUGAACUGCCGUAUCAAGGGCCGAUCAGCAUGUUUAUUGCUCUUCCAGUAGAAUCUGACACCGAACUUUGGAAAAUAAUGACUCACAUCAAUGUACAAACCAUCCAAAACUGGCAAAACACACUACGUCAGAGAGAACUUAACCUUAUCAUGCCAAAGUUCACUGCUGAGUUGGAGACUGACUUGAAAGAACCUCUUUCUGCUCUUGGAAUUACUGACAUGUUUAAUUCAGCCAGAGCAAAUUUUCCAAGGAUUUCUGCGAGUGCUCCCAUCUACGUUUCAAAGAUGUUUCAAAAGGCUAAAAUUGAAGUGAAUGAAGAAGGAACUAAAGCCGCUGCAGCAACAGUUUCUAUCAUAAUGCUGAAGUCAAUAGGGAUAACUACCCCAUUCAUUCUAAACCGACCGUUCCUCUAUUUUAUACGGCACAAUCCUACAGGUGCAAUCCUUUUCGCUGGACGAGUUGCAAACCCUGAAGCUGCCAACGCCUGAAAAUCCAGUAACAAAUUGUCAAAAUAGCUGGCCAAGAAAGAGCAGUGUCAAUGCAUGCAAACUCGUGGAUGAAAACCCAAUAUUGCUUACGAUAUUUACUUUACUUUUCUGGCUUCUACACAAAUGUUCACUAACUGCAACACCUACUAGCAAUUGAUAUACAAAUGUGUUGAUUGAAUUGUGCCCGGCAUUCGAGUGGAAUUGACAAAGUACUAUAAGUGUCACUGAAAUACCCAUUCAUGCUUCAAUUUUGUUUUAAGUAGAAUGCUUGACAUUGAAAAUAACCAUCCUAAGUCGAGGAGAAGAUGGAAUUUCAAAAUAUCCACAAUCCAAAUACAUGCCCUUAUUAUGGGUGGUUCGAAAUUUAUCAAAGUAUCCUGAGAACUAAAUAACAUUUGACUCAAAUUAGCAAUAACAAAAAGAAUGAGAUAUUAUAAUAGAGAAUAAAAGUACCUUGCUACUGUAAAUUGGAUUACAACUUUCACAUGUAGAAAUAUUAUUUCCAGUAACAAGAAUAUCUAACUUAAAACAAAUCCAUUCCAUUUCCAGAAGCGAACUGCUGUAAGGGAUGUUUCGUAUUCUCUGCAGUGUUUUGAAGUUCAAUAGAGAAUUUAAUAUUGUUCGCUAAAAUAUCUAAAAUGUGAAGAUUUUGUAACCUUCUGAGGUGAAAUACUGCUUUAUACUAAACCAAUAUAAUGUUCCAUUAAGUCCUAAUAAAAUACAGUUCUCAUGAAUCAAUAUUUCCUGAAUUAAAAUGGCUUAAAUUACCAAAAGGUACUGUGCUAUAAUUUACUACUUAAACAACUAAAUGCUAGGAUUAAAUUGUAGAAAGAAAAGUGACUUGAUUCCUAACAAUAGUCUUUGUAUAAGGUGUAGGUAAUUUUUGUUUAAUUUUUACUUAUCAAAGUCAAGUGAAAUUUCAACCGGUCAUUUGUACUUGUUUUAAUAAAAAAUGUGGAUUUAGUAUAUAA
This is a messenger RNA of Callorhinchus milii (elephant shark), 2396 nucleotides long. It is a transcript of the gene serpine2, whose product is annotated as serpin peptidase inhibitor, clade E (nexin, plasminogen activator inhibitor type 1), member 2. Gene Ontology annotation, biological process: negative regulation of plasminogen activation; negative regulation of endopeptidase activity. The transcript is spliced from 9 exons. Gene Ontology annotation, molecular function: serine-type endopeptidase inhibitor activity. The coding region runs from base 214 to 1425 and encodes 403 amino acids. The record is from RefSeq and is a predicted model, not a curated record. Lineage: Eukaryota; Metazoa; Chordata; Chondrichthyes; Chimaeriformes; Callorhinchidae.